This is a messenger RNA of Aspergillus eucalypticola CBS 122712, 501 nucleotides long. RefSeq names its product 4-carboxymuconolactone decarboxylase family protein. The record is from RefSeq and is a predicted model, not a curated record. Bases 52 to 480 code for a protein of 142 amino acids. NCBI's taxonomy places the organism in Eukaryota, Fungi, Ascomycota, Eurotiomycetes, Eurotiales, Aspergillaceae. The transcript has 2 exons. Gene Ontology annotation, molecular function: peroxiredoxin activity.
CUUCUUUUUCUCAUUCCUCUUAGAUCACAAGACCGGCCCCUCCCCCACACCAUGACCAAGAACUCCGACCUCAACCACCUCCACGAAACCCUCUUCGAAGAGGGUAUAAAACUCCGCCGAGCCGUCGUCGGCGACAGCUACGUGGAUAGAGCCCUAUCCCAAGGAUCUAGUGACUUUUCGCGUCCCGGCCAGGAACUGGUUACCGAAUGGUGUUGGGGUCAAAUUUGGACGAGACCUGGACUUGAGCUGAAGCAACGAAGCCUAUUGAACCUGGGUAUGUUGAUCGCGUUGAAAGCCUGGCCAGAAUUGGCUCUUCAUACUCGCGGUGCUAUCAUCAACGGCCUUACCGAAAAAGAGAUUAGCGAGGCGGUAUUGCAGGCUACUUUUUACUGUGGAGGUCCUUCUGGUAUUGAAGCUAUGAAGGUUACGGAGAGGGCUAUUAACGAGAUGAUUGCGAAUGGGGAGUAUAAGCGGGAAUAGGCUGUGGGUAGUUGGUUUUGG